AUGGCCACAGUUUCAAUGAGUCUAAACCUAAUCGGUGCUUUUAAGGGUCUGUCCUUAUCUUCAAGCUCUUCCUCAUCAUUUUUCAAGGGCGAAUUCAGCGUGGCUCCCAGUUCAGUCACCGUUUCCCUCCCACACCAAACGCCGUUCCCGUUAACCAUCGAAUCCGCCCACAAAAAGGGAGCCGGGAGUACGAAGAACGGCCGUGAUUCGCCAGGUCAACGCCUCGGCGUUAAGAUUUACGGUGACCAGGUGGCCAAGCCUGGUGCCAUUAUUGUUCGUCAGCGCGGCACCAAGGUUCGUCCUUACAUAACUUCCACAAAAACAGCAUUUUGA
Messenger RNA from Pistacia vera, 333 nucleotides. RefSeq names its product 50S ribosomal protein L27, chloroplastic-like. The record is from RefSeq and is a predicted model, not a curated record. Gene Ontology annotation, molecular function: structural constituent of ribosome. The coding region runs from base 1 to 333 and encodes 110 amino acids. Gene Ontology annotation, biological process: translation. The transcript has a single exon. Gene Ontology annotation, cellular component: ribosome. Lineage: Eukaryota; Viridiplantae; Streptophyta; Magnoliopsida; Sapindales; Anacardiaceae.